AUGUCUUCUCAACCCGCAGACCCAUACAAGGCCAAAAACAAAGAUGAACCCGGUCUCGAGCAAAAGGUUCAAGACCUCGUUGAUUUUGUCAAAUCAUCCAAAUUCGGUCUGAUGACCACUCGGGUAGCCGACUCUGGCUUGUUAGUAUCUCGAGCCAUGGCAGUGGCUGCACAGGAAUCCGGCGGCGUCGACCUCCUCUUCCACACCAACACACAAACCGGCAAAACCUCCGAUCUUGAAUCAGACUCCCACGUCAACAUUGGUUUCCUCACCGGCGACGGCAGCUGGGCAUCCAUCUCUGGAACAGCAAGCGUAAUUACCGACCGCAGCGUGGUGCAGAAAUAUUACAGUCCCGCACUCAAGACAUGGCUGGGCGAUCUGGGUGAUGGUGUACAUGAUGGUGGCGAGAAUGAUCCCCGUAUCGGUGUCAUUAAGGUCAAGGCUGUGACUGCGACUUAUGCAGUCAGUAAAGGCACUUUUAUCGGUCGUGGGGUGGAAAUGGUCAAGGGGGCGAUUACAGGGGAGGUGGCUGAUGUAAAUGACCUGAGAGAGUUGAGUCAGCAGGAGAUUGAGCAGUGGAGAAGACAGAAUUAA
This is a messenger RNA of Exophiala mesophila, 594 nucleotides long. RefSeq lists its product as uncharacterized. The record is from RefSeq and is a predicted model, not a curated record. NCBI's taxonomy places the organism in Eukaryota, Fungi, Ascomycota, Eurotiomycetes, Chaetothyriales, Herpotrichiellaceae. The transcript has 3 exons. Bases 1 to 594 code for a protein of 197 amino acids.